AUGCCCAACAACAGGUGGAGGUGGUCAGCCAUUGACCGCGUCUUUGGCACCAACGGCAGUCAGGGGCCUGGGCACGGGACGCGGGUUCGGAAUCUGGUCCACGAGGAAGAAACAGCUUUACUUCCACAUAUUAAUCAUGAGCACAUGGCCUCGGUCGUGCCGCCAUCCGAAGUUACCAAAGUAUGCCUUCGCCUGCGCCAUCUGAUCCAAGAAUGUGUACCAUGUGAGAUGGAGGAGAGCCGCGUCACAGCGCCACAUAGCCGCAUCAUCACAACUAAAGUUGUUCAGGCGGCCAAGGAGGCUGGCGGCCAGGAACAUCGUGGAUGCGUGGUGUAUUGUUUGUUGGUCAACCAGCGAUGGUUCCGACGUGAAGCUCUUGUAGAGCUAUGGGACUCGGGCUUGCACAAACUGCAAGCAGAAGCCUGUGGGGUCAUUGCCAAAGCCUUGAUUGAGAACGAGGAAGACACCAAUUAUCUUCUGUACUCUGUGUUACUUCGCCGAUAUUCCUAUAUGGCAAACGGCGUCCCCACCCCGCCAGUAAAUGUGAUCGAAAAGGCUGUUGACUUGCAUGCUGUACGAGUCAUCGGGUCCUCUGGAUAUCAAAAAUGCAUCAACUACCUGUGGCGUGGCUGGCUUGUCCAAGAUGAAAAUGACCCAUCCGUCUUUGUUGAUUACAAAGACAAGGAUAGUCCAAAUUUUUUCCUUCACAUGGAUCCAGAUCGCAUGAGAGCCCCUCGAAAUCAGAAUGCAGCCCAGUUAUUAUUCUCCAUCAUCUACCUUCUGCUCUACACCAUCGCCGUCAACUCCAUCAACGCAUCCGGCCUUCUAGAUGGAGCAGAGAUUGCAUUGUAUCUUUUUACUCUUGGAUAUGUCUGCGACGAAAUCGUGAAGCUUUACAAGGCAGGCUACCAUAUUCUUGGCUUCUGGAACGCGUUCAAUGGUGUUCUGUAUUCGUUUUUGACCGUCUCUCUAAUUUUCCGAAUCAUUGGUCUGACUGCGGCCGAUGACUCGCGCUAUCGCGAGCAUUACAGCAAGCUCAGCUACAACAUGCUUUCCUUUGUCGCUCCUAUGUUCUGGUGUCGGCUGAUGCUGUAUCUUGACAGCUUCCGUUUCUUUGGAGCAAUGCUUGUUGUGCUAAAGGUCAUGAUGAAAGAGUCUGUCAUAUUCUUUGCUCUUCUCAUCAUCAUCAUCAUUGGGUUUCUUCAGGCCUUUAUUGGCUUGGAUCUGACUGAAGACAAUGUGGUCAAUGACGUUUUUUUCAUCAUCGAGUCGAUGACAAAAGCCAUCUUGCAGAGCCCUGAGUUUGAAGGAUUUGAAGCUUUUGGCCCCCCGUGGGGUAUCACCCUGUACUAUUGCUUCACUUUUGUUGUCAUGAUUAUUCUCCUCAAUAUCCUCAUUGCUCUGUAUAACUCUGCCUACGAAGAUAUUUACGAGAAUGCCGACGACGAGUACCUAGCUCUCUUCUCGCAAAAGACUAUGCAAUUUGUGCGAGCCCCCGACGAAAACGUAUAUAUCGCACCGUUCAACCUUAUUGAGAUCGUCGUCUCAGCCCUUUUCGAGUGGUGGAUGUCGAAGUAUACGUACGAGAUAAUAAACGACUAUGUAAUGGCUGUCAUAUAUUCACCGCUGCUGUUUGUGUCUGCUUUUUUCGAGACACGUGCUGCUCAUCGCAUCCGACGUAACAGGUCGAGGGGAGACGAUGAUGACGACGUGGUGGAGGAGUGGGAGCAACUGGAACAUGAGCUUGAUAUGGAGGCUGAAGGAUGGACCAAAACGUGCGAUACGGUGAAGCCGAAUAUGGAGGAUGACCCUGCCGUUUUGGAAGUCCGAAAACUACGCGCCGAGCUUGAAGGACUGAAAACAAUGUUGAAAGAAAUGACGCAGUAUGUCGGGGGAAAUCAGACCAGCGGCAGCGACAAGCCACAUGGAGGAAACCCUUCCAGCGCCAGCGAUGGCAUGUAA
Messenger RNA from Metarhizium album ARSEF 1941, 1962 nucleotides. RefSeq names its product potassium ion channel Yvc1. The record is from RefSeq and is a predicted model, not a curated record. Gene Ontology annotation, molecular function: monoatomic ion channel activity. Gene Ontology annotation, cellular component: membrane. Gene Ontology annotation, biological process: transmembrane transport; monoatomic ion transport. Lineage: Eukaryota; Fungi; Ascomycota; Sordariomycetes; Hypocreales; Clavicipitaceae. The transcript is spliced from 5 exons. Bases 1 to 1962 code for a protein of 653 amino acids.